Jatropha curcas is the source of this 2062-nucleotide messenger RNA. NCBI's taxonomy places the organism in Eukaryota, Viridiplantae, Streptophyta, Magnoliopsida, Malpighiales, Euphorbiaceae. The record is from RefSeq and is a predicted model, not a curated record.
CUUUAUAUUACCAAAUUCUUUACUUGUUACAAAACGAGUGGUUUUUCAAAUUUAAUUGAAGUACAAUAGAAUAUUCCGAUCUUGAAUACUUUUUGUUUUAAAAAAAAAUAAAAUUGUUCUUGACAUUGUCAAGUUUAUUUAUAAGUUUAUUUGGACCAACUAAUAUGUUUUGCUUGUCAUAUUUGCUAGGACUGAAUCGGAAUUGAGUGAGGCAGUAGUCAACCAAAUUUUGAAUAAAUUAUAUCCUGCAUACUUCAGUGCUUGCACUGACUUAUCUGCGAUUGAUUCACACAUUAACAAACUUUUGUCAUCGUUAAGUAUUGGGUCAAAAGAUGUUCGUUUUAUUGGAAUUUGGGGAAUGGGAGGUAUAGGAAAGACGACCAUUGCUGAAGUUCUUCUUAGUCGAAUAUCUGAUCAAUUUGAUAAUUUCUACUUUGAGAGCAAUGUUAGGGAAAAAUCAGAGAAAGAUGGAUUAGUUCAAUUGCGAAAAUGUCUCUUUUCCAAACUUCUACAAAAUGAAAAUUUGAGCAUGGAUAUGUAUCAUGUUAUACCAACUUUUAUUCUGGAUAUGCUUAGACGAAAGAAAGUUUUCAUUGUUCUCGAUGAUGUCAAUGAUUCAGACAAAUUAGAGGCUUUAGCUGGAAAUCAUGAUUGGUUUGGUCCUGGUAGUAGAGUCAUUGUAACUAGUAGGGACAAAGAAGUACUUAACGAUGUUGAUGAAAUAUAUGAGGUUAAGGGAUUAAAAUAUUCUAAUGCUCUUCAAUUAUUGAGUAUGAAAGCCUUUAAAAAAAAGCAUCCUCCAAAAGAUUUUGUAGAGUUGUCAGAAAGAGCAGUAAAUUAUGCUAAUGGCGUUCCAUUAGCUCUUAAAGUUUUGGGUUCCCAUCUAUGCAAAAGGCGUAUAGAGGAAUGGGAAAAUGUAUUGGAUAAACUGAAACAAACCCCUGAUUCUAAGAUUCAGAAAGUCUUAGAAAUAAGUUACGAUACGCUAGAACCAAGUGAGAAGGAUAUAUUUCUUGAUAUUGCUUGUUUCUUUGAAGGACAACGUAAAGAUUGGGUAGCAAAUAUACUAAAUGGAUGUGGUCUUGCUGCAAGUAUGGGAAUAAAUCGACUAAUGGAUAAGUGUCUCGUAGUUGUCUUUGGAAACAACUUAGAGAUGCAUGAUUUGAUACGAGAAAUGGGUCAGGAUAUUGCUCGACGCAUGGGUAGCCGAUUAUGGAAUGCCACAAGAAUUUAUGACACUUUAAUAACUGAGACGAUGAAAGAAACCGUUGAAGGCAUAUUCUUGGACAUCUCAAAAAUUGGGAAAGUGCACUUGCAUCCUGCAAUCUUCUCACGGGUUCCUAAUUUAAGACUGCUAAAAUUUUAUAGGUCUUGCCCUCGCAUAAAGGACACAAACACAGAUUCUAUAUUUGAACUUGGUCAGACGAAAGAGCUUCAGUUUCUCCCUAAUAAGAUAAGUUUAUUCCAUUGGGAAGACUACCCUUACAAAUCUUUGCCAUCAAAUUUUUUCAUGAAAAAUGUUGUUGAACUUAACAUGAAAGGGAGCAAGGUCAAGCAACUAUGGAAUGGAAAUAAGUGUCCUCAAAGGUUAAAAUAUCUUGAUCUUUCUGAAAGCGAGUACUUGGAAACACUCCCGGAUCUCUCUUCGGCUCCAAACCUAGAGAGGAUUUGUCUUUCAAAUUGUAAAACCUUGAGCCAAAUUCCCUCAUCCAUUCAGUGUCUGCACAACCUUGAUGCUCUUGAUCUGAGAGGUUGUGAGAAGCUGAGGAGUCUUCCAAGACUUGCUCAGUUGGGCUCUCUUUGGAUUCUUAAUCUUUCAUGGUGCUCAAAUUUGCAGAUGCUUGUUGAUGUUCCAAGAGGACUAAAGAUGUUAUUAUUAGGGCAAUGUGGGUUAGAAGAGUGGUUCCAAGAGGAUGGACUUUUCUGCAAUCUUCAAGUCAUAGAGGUACAGAACUGCAAAAACCUUAGAAGUCUUCCAAGUAGUGAUUGUUUGAAUUCUAUUAGGGUACUUAGUCUUAAGGGUUGUUCAAGUCUUAGUAAGGUAAGUUCCCAGAGAAUAUAG